Molecule: messenger RNA, 1089 nt
Organism: Fusarium sp. VM40
Lineage: Eukaryota; Fungi; Ascomycota; Sordariomycetes; Hypocreales; Nectriaceae
Source: the annotation of a GenBank genome assembly
AUGAUUGAGCAGUUGAGCAAGUCUCGGGGAAAGGACCCUGAGGAUAUUGUCUAUCAUCUCCGCAUCGCAACUCUUCUCAAUUCGCUGAUUGUCAUGGGCGGCUCUCAGGUCGUCUUGGAGCCAGGAGACUUUCCUCACACCGUUGGCGAGUACAACUUUCUAGUAGUAUGGCGUCUCUGUCUUCCGGAGUGGCUCUUUGGAUGGCUCAAGUACAGUCCAUUCCGUGAGGCCUCUUUGCGUGUCAAGUCGAGUGAUGCCUUGUUCGAUCUUGGCCGCGAAGUCAUCGAGGCGGCUGAGAAUGGCAAAGGCAGCGACGAAAUACCAACUAUUUAUGACCUUCUCGUCGAGAGUAUGACCAAGGGUCCUUUCGGAAAGAACAAGACUGAGCUCAGUGCUGAGAUGGCGGGCCAAGUGCUUGCCGCCACCGAGACAACAUCGUCAGCACUCGCAUUCAUCUUUUACUAUCUCGCCCAGGACCCCUUCACUAUCGAGACUAUCUACCGGGAGCUCCAGACAGUAGAUGGCUAUGAAAAGCUGGACACCCUCAAGAUGCUAAACGCAUGCAUCACAGAGGGUCUACGUUUCCGCCCACCAGUCGCGCUCACUGGUAGCCGCGUGUCACCAAAGGGUGGCGUUAAUAUCCUGGGUUAUUAUAUCCCAGAGGGCACAGUCAUAACAACGCAGUCUCUCUCCAUCAGCCGCCAGCGGCCUGACUUGUUCCCUAACUUUGACGAAUUCGAUCCCUCACGCUGGUUGGAGGAGGACUCUGCGGUCAAUACCGAGCGACGACGCUGCCUCGCGCCUUUUGGCAUUGGCGCUCGUCGCUGUCCAGGAAGCAACAUGGCUAUUUUCCAGAUGCGCAUGCUCCUUGCUGCUGUCAUACGUGGUUUUCGUCUGUCUGUGGCCCCUAUGACUACACCUUUAUCCAUGGCCCCGUUCGAGGCUAACGGGUUUCGCUCUCGGUAUGAUAAGUGUGAGCUUGUUUUCACACCUCGAGACCUCGAUCCACAACCUGGACCAAGGGGAUGUGAAUGUGGUCCUACCUGUGAAUGCGUGGAAUGUCAUUGCGUGCACUACGCGGUGCAUUAG